AGCCUCUGGGGCUCUGGAUGCUGCAGACAGACCCUCGGACAGACAGACAGUUGGACGCUUGGCCUGGCCAUGAGGCUCACGGGGGGACAGUCUUCUCUUCUGAUGGCACUGUUGCUGCUGCUGACCUGCCUCUAUCCGGGGAUGAGUCUGGAGCGCAUCAGCUAUGCACCCCAGCUCUCAAGCGCCACCCUGGCAGGGAGACUUACCCAGUCCACCUUCACACUGGAGCAGCCGCGGGGCCAGUUCAGUCACCUUAACAUCUCCGACUUUGACGCCAUCUGGCUGGUGUUGGCCCACAGCAAUGGUGGCCACCAGAAUUUCACUGCCCCACAGAGGGUGGAGGAUACCCCGGUCCCUGCCAACUUCCCCCAGCGGGGCUACUACGUCACACUGAGGGCCAACCGAGCACUCUACCCGGGCGGCCAGCCCGGCAACCAGCUCCGGGUCCUCCGUGUCGGCAACGAUACCCGCUGCUCCCCGAUGACAAGGGGCUGCAACCACCCCCUGCUGGGCCCGGGCCCCUACCGAGUGAAGUUUCUGGUGGUGAGAGACAGGGGACCCAUGGCUGAGACAGAGUGGUCCAGUGAGACCCGCCUGCAGCAAGCCGAGGCACUCCAGGCUGCCCCAGGGCCCCAGAGCGCAGACACGGUGGUCAUUGUUGCCAUCCCGUCGGUCCUGCUGGCCAUCCUCCUCACCGCCCUCCUCACCCUGCUCAUCUACACCUGCUAUGACACCUGUUGGAGCACAUCCAUCUCUGGCCCAGGGGAGCUGGUGUGCAUGAGAAGAUAUAACACCCACCACAUGUUCAGCCCUUCAGCCGAGCGGGGCUUCUGA
Balaenoptera acutorostrata (minke whale) is the source of this 834-nucleotide messenger RNA. It is a transcript of the gene UPK3BL2, whose product is annotated as uroplakin 3B like 2. Gene Ontology annotation, molecular function: peroxidase activity; heme binding. NCBI's taxonomy places the organism in Eukaryota, Metazoa, Chordata, Mammalia, Artiodactyla, Balaenopteridae. The record is from RefSeq and is a predicted model, not a curated record. Gene Ontology annotation, biological process: response to oxidative stress.